UGGUCGAUUGUGCCCUUUUUUUUUUAGUUCCUGCAAUUUCACACCUUCGUCUUCAUGAUUUUCUUCUUCUUUCGAGGGAAAAAGAAACGAAGAAAGAGGAAAGAAUUGAAAAACCACGAGCAACCUGCAACACCAUAGGAAGGAGAAACCCGAACUCCUUAAACAAAGAAACCAGAAACAAAAAGCCCCCAGCCAAGAAAAGACCCCAAUUUCUCUUUCCUCCAUAAAGCCUUAUCACAAAAUCGACCUUCUCCAUCAAUACCUUAUCACAUUUGACGGCCACGAAAUUUCUGAUCCAAGACCCAUAAAGUGAUUUCCUGGAGCUCUAAUUUGAUGAUUUUCAGGCGCCAUUAGGCCCGUGGUUACUCGAUGGGGUUUGUGUGACCUGAACUAGUUGUGGAGUUGGUUACUAAGUGUGGCUGUGAACUGAGCGGAGUAUUUUGGCAUCACAUUGGAGAGUUACUGGCAAUAGAACAGCUAAUCUGGUUUCUUUCCUCGGCGACCGGAGUGCCAGCUGGAUGCCACAUUGGCGCUAGUUAUGUUUAAAAAAAUAACAAAACCCAAUUUUCUCUCUCUCCUUCAGCUCCAUAUCUGACUCCUCCAACUUUUACCCUCAUUUUUCUCUCUUUUGCCCUAAUCCCAAGAAUUCACUCUGUCUCGCCAUAGAUGAUCUAUACCAGUUUAAUCGAAAUACAGGAUCCCUCAAAAUCUCUCUGCCGAAUGCAAACCUAACUACUACCUCUCUCACUCCUGUCUAAAUCCCUCUACCUAAACUCAAAUUCCCAUUUCAGCGGAUUGCAAGCAUGAGGACUAUGGUAGUCUCAUCUAGCUCAAACUCAGAAUCCCUCAUUUUCACAAAAUAUUCAAUUGCUUAUAUACAAAAUAAAUAGCACAAGCUUUGAGAAGAAAGGGCUAGUCAGGUAAUUGGGUAUAAUUUCUCUCUUCACAUUUUGCAAAAGGAACCCAUAUGGCCUCUUCUGGUGUAUCCGUAACUCAAGUUUUAUGAUCGUGAAGAGAAGUUGAAGAUUAAGCUAACCAUGAAGGGCAAGAUUCAUCAACAGUCCAUCUCCUUUCGGUCAAACAAGAAAGGUGAUUGGAGUAAUCAAGCAUCAUAUUCUAAAGACGGGAAGCUGCCCAGUGAUUAUCCAAUGAGAAUAAUUUGGAAGAAGGGGUUUAUUCGAUUGAUUUUUGUAGCUGGCAUUCUGUGGAUGUUGCUCAUUCUUCUUGUACUAUUAUUUCACAUUUGGUCUUGUCAAUCUUCUUAUGUAUUCUUUUCAGCCAUCUGUAACAAAGAAAGCAAGGUGUAUGUCAUUUUACAUGCAUGGGGAUUUGUUGCACAGCAACACCGUUGUCCAAUCCCUGUUGCCAAUGAUCCUGACAAAAUAGUUAUCCCAGAAGGAAGAACUCCUGACAAGACUGUAAAAAAUCUAUCAUAUAUUAUGGAGGAUGAGCCUGUGAAGAAUGGAUCUCAAUCCCCAUUAUUUGGAGGACAUCAAAGCUGGGUGCAAAGAAAUGAGAGUUUCAAACUAAAUUCUUCCAUGAAGGUCCAUUGUGGAUUUAUGCGUAAUGGUGGUGCUGAAAUGGAACCCAUGGACACCAAACAUGUCAGGAAGUGUAAGUUCGUGAUUGCAUCUGGAAUUUUUGAUGGAUACGAUGUACCCCAUCAGCCUUCAAAUAUAAGUGACCGCUCUAAGAAAUUAUUCUGCUUUCUUAUGGUGGUGGAUGAGGCAUCUCUUGCUUUCAUAGAACAGAAUUCUACUGUGAGGGAGGACAAUAAUGGGGGACGUUGGGUUGGCAUAUGGCGUGUUAUCCUGCUGAAGCAUCCACCUUUCGACGAGCCUAGACGGAAUGGUAAAGUUCCCAAGAUUUUAACCCACAGGUUAUUUCCACAGGCACAAUACAGCAUCUGGAUUGAUGGGAAAAUGGAGUUGAUAGUUGAUCCUUUACUAAUUCUUGAAAGAUACUUGUGGCGUGGGAAGAAUACAUUUGCCAUUGCUCAGCACAAACAUCACCGCAGUAUUUAUGAGGAGGCAGAUGCAAACAAGCGGAGGAAACGAUAUGCCCGGCCACUCAUUGAUCUCCAUAUGAGAAUAUACCGUUAUGAGGGAAUGGAGCCUUGGAGUGUGAAGAAAGGUGUUGUUAGUGAUGUACCGGAGGGAGCUGUUAUCAUACGGGAACAUACAGCGAUAAAUAACUUAUUCAGCUGCUUGUGGUUCAAUGAGGUCAAUCUGUUCACUCCAAGAGACCAAUUGAGUUUCGGCUACGUUGUGUACAGGUUACAAGGUGCAUUCAAGUUCUUUAUGUUUCCAAAUUGCGAAUACAACUCACUGUUUGUGUUACAUCCACACACUAGAGAGCAUUCUUCGAAGGUCGAGUGGGUAAAAAGUUUAAGCGAGUUUCGGGGAAAUGGUAGCAGCAUGAAAGAGAGUAGAGGUGGAUUAGGACUUUGGACUCCUUAUCCUGGAGACCUCAAUUCAGUAGCAUUGCCACCAGUUGUAAGAUCUUCUAAAGCUGGCUGAGAAUCAAAGUAAUCUACUUUUCCUUUGGAAGAAUUACUUGAUAAUUUAUAGUAAGAUCAUCUAGAACUGUUGACAUUUUAAAAUUCCCAUUCAUUUUAAAGUAUGCUCUUAUUGAGUUUUUGCAAUGAAAUAGAUUUCAACUAAUGCCUAAAA
This is a messenger RNA of Jatropha curcas, 2672 nucleotides long. RefSeq names its product Sept9 (DUF616). Lineage: Eukaryota; Viridiplantae; Streptophyta; Magnoliopsida; Malpighiales; Euphorbiaceae. The record is from RefSeq and is a predicted model, not a curated record.